Molecule: messenger RNA, 403 nt
Organism: Cucumis melo (muskmelon)
Lineage: Eukaryota; Viridiplantae; Streptophyta; Magnoliopsida; Cucurbitales; Cucurbitaceae
Product: AP-3 complex subunit sigma-like
Exons: 4
Coding region: 23-367 (114 amino acids)
Biological process (GO): protein transport; vesicle-mediated transport
Cellular component (GO): intracellular membrane-bounded organelle
Source: RefSeq, a predicted model, not a curated record
UGACUGAGCACGGUUUGCUACCAUGAUAUGGUCGGUGAUAGUGAUGAAUACUGAAAGCAAGCCUCGGUUUGCUAAGUUCUACGAUUUUCAGCCCAUAGAGAAGCAACAGGAGCUCAUUCGCAGCGUCUAUGGAGUACUUUGCAGUCGAGGUGAGAACAUCAGCAAUUUCGUGGAGGCUGAGUCCAUCUUCGGUUCGUUUUAUGUGGCUCCUUGUAUUGGAAUUGCAACCCUUUAUUUUGUGCUUGUCUUUAACAGUUCUGAGAAUGAGCUUGCCAUGCUUGACCUGAUACAAGGUACUUCCAAUAUUUUAUGUGAUGGAUUUGUGACCUCUAGAUUACUUAUUAUGGAAAUGUUACAAGGCAUCUAAGAGGACUUUAGUACUCCUUGUUACCUCAAGUUUUGA